Chenopodium quinoa (quinoa) is the source of this 509-nucleotide messenger RNA. RefSeq lists its product as uncharacterized. Bases 182 to 388 code for a protein of 68 amino acids. NCBI's taxonomy places the organism in Eukaryota, Viridiplantae, Streptophyta, Magnoliopsida, Caryophyllales, Amaranthaceae. The record is from RefSeq and is a predicted model, not a curated record. The transcript has a single exon.
ACCAUAUGAAUUAAUAUCCUUUCCAACAAACUCUCCUCUUCUUCCAACUAACCCAAAAACAAAUUUAAGUGAAGGUUGAAAAGCACAAAACACGCCUCUAAAUACAUUACUUGUAGUACUUAUAAACACUGAUUGUGAAUACGAGCGAUAAUCAAUCAAAAGUUACCCCGAUAUAAAUAAAAUGGUGUGUUUUUGCUUCCUAGUUGAUCAACAACGUCAAGUUAGGAAGAGCAAACCGGCUGCCGGUACGUGUUCGCGGUGUGGUGGUGGUGCUAGUGUUGCUGAUAUGAAGACUGCUACUAGGUUCUGUCAUAUACCAUUUUAUUGGAAGUCUUGGCGAGCUAUUAUGUGUACCUUUUGUGGAUCAAUUCUCAAGUCUUACCAUUGAAAUUAAAUUAGCUUUUUAUAUACAAUUUUUUAUGGGCUUCUUUUUCUCUUUUGUGUAAGAAGGAUACUAAAUAUUAUAUACGAGUAUACAUGAUAAUACGGAGUACAUUCUUUUGAUGGCA